Schizophyllum commune H4-8 is the source of this 2781-nucleotide messenger RNA. RefSeq names its product small oligopeptide transporter. Gene Ontology annotation, molecular function: oligopeptide transmembrane transporter activity. Gene Ontology annotation, biological process: transmembrane transport. Lineage: Eukaryota; Fungi; Basidiomycota; Agaricomycetes; Agaricales; Schizophyllaceae. The record is from RefSeq and is a predicted model, not a curated record. The transcript has 29 exons. Bases 301 to 2673 code for a protein of 790 amino acids.
CCGGCUUGCUCCUGACCCCCAUCCCCGCACCCUACAUCCCUCUCGUCGACACCGAAGCGCACCAUUCCCCUCCCCUCUCGUACUCGACGACUUCCUUGCACCCCCCUCGACCCACAUACUCCCGAGCUCCGUGUCCUAUAUCCCCUGCGAGGAGGAUUGCGCGCGCCACAGCUUUUCCUGGCAUCCAGAUAGUCUCAGCGCGCGUUCUGGCGCCUGACUACUGGACGACGAACUCUCCGGACCCUCCCCUACCACACAUUCAAGAUUGCAGACACCAGCCCCGAGCGCGAGGCUCAUGAGAUGAGAGACGUCCUUCCCCGGGACGAGGAACCCCGCGGCGAUACGCUAUACACUAUCCAAGAUGUUGACGUCGAGAAGUCCUCCAUCCAGUCAGCCCCCUCCCUCAUCCACGACCACCUAUCCGUCAUCUCGAGCGCUGGGUCAGAAGUAUACGAAGACUUUGACCCGAAUUAUGAUUAUGAUAACAAGUCCGAGAUUCUCGACGAGGACUCCCCCUACCCCGAAGUUCGCAGUGCCGUCGCCAACUUCGAUGACCCCUCCAUGCCCGCGUCGACCAUUCGCGCUUGGGUUCUUGGCAUCAUCUGGGCGAUGGUCAUCCCCGGCAUGAACCAAUUCUUCUACUUUCGCUACCCCAGCGUCACUGUCUCCGGGCUUGUCGCUCAACUUCUCAUCUUCCCCUUCGGUCGGCUCUGGGCGUUCAUCUGUCCGAAUGUGUCGAUAUUUUCCAUCCCACUAAAUCCUGGUCCUUUCACUAUCAAGGAACACGUCCUCGUCACCAUCAUGGCCACCGUCGGCGCCGAGACGGCCUAUGCCACCGACAUCGUCGCCGUACAGCGCGUGUAUUAUAAUCAAGUGUGGCCCUUCGCAUAUCAAUGGAUGCUCGUCAUGUCCACCCAGCUCAUCGGGUUCAGCAUAGGUGGCGUGGCGCGCCGCUUCCUCGUUGCACCACCCUCUAUGAUCUGGCCCAACACCCUCGUCUCCUGCGCGCUCUUCAACACCCUGCACUCGCAGAGCUACGCCGGCGUCGGGCAGUACGGCGGCGUCUCCCGCGAGCGGUUCUUCGCGUUCGCACUCGGCGGCGCAUUCGUUUGGUAUUUCUUCCCCGGGUAUCUAUUUGAGGCGCUCAGUGUCUUCACCUGGGUAUGCUGGAUAGCGCCAAAUAAUGUCAAAGUCAACCAAUUGUUUGGCUACCACAGCGGCCUCGGCUUCUCCAUCCUCACCUUCGAUUGGAGUCAGAUUGCGUAUAUUGGCAGCCCACUGGCGACACCAUGGUGGGCGCAGGCGAAUGUGAUCAUUGGGUUUUUGUUCUUUUUCUGGUUCCUCACGCCUAUACUCUACUACACCAACGCCUUCUACGCGCAAUACAUGCCCGUCUCUUCCCGCAUCGCCUACGACAACACCGGGAGCGAGUACAACCUCACGCGCAUCCUCACCGUCGCCGCCACCAUCGACGUCGACGCGUACCACAUGUACAGCCCGCUCUACCUGUCCAUCACGUUCGUGAUGUGCUAUGGGCUCUCGUUCCUGGCGAUCUCGGCGACGUUGACCCACGCCGCCAUCCACUUCUACAAGCCCAUCAUGAUCAACCUGAAGCGGUCCCUGCGCGAGCAGCCUGACAUCCACGCCCGGCUGAUGUCGAGGUACCAGCAAGUGCCCGAGUGGCAUUAUGUCGCUAUCUUUGUCGUCACCUUCAUCUUUGCAUGCGUCUGCAUCGAGGUCUGGCCGUCGGGAAUGACGAUCUGGGCGUUACUAGUCGCCUUGAUUAUCUCCCUCGUCUACCUCGUCCCCAUCGGCAUGAUCCAAGCUGUCACCAAUCGGCAAAUUGGGUUGAACGUCAUCACCGAGCUCAUCGUCGGCUUCAUGCUCCCCGGCAAGCCCGUCGCGAUGAUGAUGUUCAAGACGUACGGAUAUAUCACGAUGGCGCAGGCCAUGCAAUUCACCGCCGAUUUCAAGCUCGGGCACUACAUGAAGGUGCCGCCGCGGCCGAUGUUCUGGUGCCAGAUCGUCGCGACGAUGAUCGCGGGGACCGUGCAGUUGGCCGUUCAGGCGUGGAUGUUCACCAACAUACCAGGUCUUUGUACCCAGAAUCAGCGCGAUAACUUCACCUGCCCCUCGACACAAGUCUUCGGCACCGCAUCGAUCAUUUGGGGCGUCAUCGGCCCAAAGCUCCAGUUCUCGGCUGGACAAGUGUACUAUACUCUCAUGUUCUUCUUCCUCAUAGGGGCGGCGUGCCCUGUCAUCUUAUGGCUCAUUACGAAGAAAUAUCCUACGACCAUACUAAAUUACCUCAACUUCCCCCUUGUAUUCUCUGGCACGUCGGAUAUACCGCCUGCCACCGCUGUCAACUACGUGGGGUGGGCGACAGUCGGGUUCGUUUUCCAGUACCUAAUACGGCGACGAUGGUUCGGCUUUUGGACGAAAUAUAAUUAUGUACUAUCCGCGGCCCUCGAUGCUGGCACGGCGUUGGGGAUCAUUGCCGUCUACUUCUGCUUACAGUACCCUGCAAACGGGACCAUCGGCGCCAACACGCUCCAGAAAUGGUGGGGCAACACGGUCCACAAGAACACGCUGGACUGGUCCUCGACGCCCCUCCGCCGACUCGAUCAGGGGCAGUCAUUCGGGUGCGUGGGGACGUGCUCGGGCACGCACUGAGCUCGGGUGGUAUUGACGUGAUGCGCAGACCCAUCUUGCAGUAGCUUCUUUUCUGGGUGCAGUGUUCUCGUUCGUUACCUGUAGAUGGCCGGACGCUUUUCGAGAUGC